AUGACUACAUUCCUCCGACUUGCUACAUCGAUGCUCAUUGACUUGAUAUCGAUUACCAGCUUGAAUCUGGUCUCUCUAGUGGCCUUCAUUCCGCGUCUGCAGCUGCCCCCCGGUCCCCCAUCAAUACCCUUGAUUGGGAACAUCCAGAAUAUACCUACUUCGCAUGCUUGGGUAACGUACGCAAAGUGGGCGGCAACCUACGGCGAUGUAAUCCAUGUACACGUAUUCGGUAAAUCUCUGGUUGUGUUGAACUCCUUAGAAACCGCAAAGGAUAUUCUUGAGAAACAUAGUUCUGUUACUUCGGAUAGGCCACAUUUCGUUAUGAUUUCCGAUUUAAUGGGGUGGGAUUGGGCAGUUCAAUUCAUGAGUGUAGGGCCACAGUUCCGACUUUAUCGCAAGACUCUUCAUCAUCUGUUGCAUCAGUCUGCAUGCAACAGCUACUGGCCUACAAUUCGAAAGGGUACGCGAUCACUUCUCAAAAAUCUGUUGCACCAUUCCGAAGCUGUGGAGCAUCACCUUCAACACCAUUCUGGUGGUAUAAUGAUGUCGAUCAUUUAUGGCACCGAAGAAGGGCCGUUGCGAGACAGCUAUCUUGCGAUGGCAGAGGAUGCUGUUGGUGGUUUGGUUGAAGCAGGAAACAUAGGUAAAUUCCUGGUUGACUUCGUACCGACAUUAAAACAUGUCCCGGACUGGUUCCCGGGGGCAUCCUUCAAGCGUAAAGCAGGGAUGUGGCGUAAAAUGGCGAGGGAUAUGAUCGAAAUCCCUUAUAGGAAUGUCUCUUCUCUCUAUGAUCUCGGUAUGGCCUCCCCCUCCGUCACUACAGCUCUUCUAGACCGACAGAAGGAAACGAGUCGACAAGUGUACGACCCCGAACUAAUCAAAGGGAUCGCGGGUGUACUCUACGUUGGUGGUGCAGAUACCUCUUUAUCAGCCUUGGAUACAUUCAUUUUAGCGAUGCUCCUCCAUCCGGAUAAGCAGAAAUGUGCGCAAAUGGAGAUCGACUGUGCCGUUGGACAAGGCAGACUUCCCGAGUUCUCUGAUAGACCUUCUCUUCCAUACAUGGACUGUGUUCUGUCCGAAGUACUGAGGUGGAAUUCAGGAGUACCAUUAGGGGAUAUAGAAUACCGUGGAUUUCGCAUUCCAGCGGGCGCAACAAUCUUGGUCAAUCAAUGGGCAAUACUACGUAGCGAACAGCAUUACUCAGACCCGGUUACAUUCACUCCAGAACGCUUUCUCCCUCGUCCGGAUGGGACACGCGCACUCGAUCCAAGAGAAGCCUCGUUUGGAUUUGGUCGUCGAAUUUGUCCGGGGAGAUACUUUGCAGACGAUCUCUUAUGGAUGCUAAUGGUGAACAUUCUUGCUGCUUUCGACAUCUGUAAGUUUACGGAUGUGGAUGGUAACACUAUUGAGCCAUCCGGAACAUAUAUCAAUGGGCUUGUGACUCGGCCAGAGCCGUUCAAGUGCAAGUUAAUACCCAGACUCCCCAACUUGGAACACCUCGUGGAAUCAGAGGUGUAG
Molecule: messenger RNA, 1518 nt
Organism: Fibroporia radiculosa
Lineage: Eukaryota; Fungi; Basidiomycota; Agaricomycetes; Polyporales; Fibroporiaceae
Exons: 14
Coding region: 1-1518 (505 amino acids)
Molecular function (GO): monooxygenase activity; oxidoreductase activity, acting on paired donors, with incorporation or reduction of molecular oxygen; iron ion binding
Source: RefSeq, a predicted model, not a curated record